GAGGAGAGGACGUCAUGUUCACGAAACGAAACUUAAGUUUCAUGAAAAGCAAAGCCACCCGACGAGGAAGCAGUCGCUCUCUUUCAGGAGAAAAAUAAGUCGCAUUUCGGAACAGAUUGUCUUGCAGAAAGAAAUAACAACAAGGAAUGGCCUCGGCUAACACUUGCUGGUCUGUAGAGAACUUUUCCUGUCCCAUCUGUCUGGAUGUGUUCAGCAGCCCAGUUACCACACCAUGUGGACACAACUUCUGCAGAACCUGUAUUACAAAGUUCUGGGAUGAACAAGUGAAGUUCAAAUGUCCUGUUUGCAACAAGAUCUUUGACAAAAGACCUGAUGUACACGUCAAUAUCCUCUUAUCAGAGCUGGCUGCUCAGUUUAGAACGUGCGUAAGAGUAAAAGACCAGCCUUGUGUUGAAUCAGCAGAAGUUCCCUGUGACGUCUGUACUGGGACCCAGCUGAAGGCCGUGAAGUCCUGCCUAGUGUGUCUUAUCUCUUACUGCCAAACCCACCUGGAGCCACAUCAGAGAGUCGUUGGCCUGAAGAAACAUCGGCUGGUCGAGCCUAUGGACAGUCUGGAAGACAGGAUGUGUAAGAUACACACCCGACUUUUGGAACUCUUCUGUCAGACUGAACAGGUGUGUGUGUGUCAGUUCUGCACAGAAACAGACCACAAGUCCCAUCCUGUUGUACCUCUAACGGAGGAAUAUGAAGCUAAGAGGGCCAAGCUGGGAAAAAUAGAGAUUGAAGUUCCACAGAUGAUCCAGGAGAGAAAACUAAAGAUUAAGGAGAUCAGAGACACAGUAGAAAUUAACAAGAAAGACGCAGACAGAGAGAUUGCCGAUGGUGGGAAGGUCCUCACUGCUUUGAUAUGCUGUGUUGAAAAGUGCCGGGAUGAUUUCAACCAAACGGUUAAAGAGAAACUGAAAUCCACAGUGAAACAAGCUGAAGACCUCAUCAAAGAGCUGGAGCAGGAAAUAGAAGAUCAGGGGCCGUAUUCACAAAGCAUUUUAUCUUACCGCUAGGAGUGCUCCUAACUCGCGCUAAAACAUUUUACGUAGGAGUUUUUCUUAAAAGUUAUUCACAAAGCCGCUGAGACCUACUCUUACUAAGGAUAAAUCACAAAGAGUGAACUAAGAGUGACGCGCCGUUGCUAUGGAUUACGUCAAUUCUCGUGCACGAGUUUAGAAGCGGUCAGUUCGGUGAUUGGUUGUUCAGACGAGCCCACUGAAUCACCGAAAAACAAGGAAAUAGCCUAGGCUAGAAAUGAAUUCCUAUUACAUAAGUAGUUAUAGUGCAGUUAGCAGAAUACACGCAUGAUGACAAUUUUGUGCAGACCACGAUAAUGACGUUGUAGCCUGCACGUUCAAGAGAGAGAAA
Molecule: messenger RNA, 1377 nt
Organism: Gadus chalcogrammus (walleye pollock)
Lineage: Eukaryota; Metazoa; Chordata; Actinopteri; Gadiformes; Gadidae
Product: E3 ubiquitin-protein ligase TRIM47-like
Exons: 3
Coding region: 147-1022 (291 amino acids)
Molecular function (GO): zinc ion binding
Source: RefSeq, a predicted model, not a curated record